Molecule: messenger RNA, 792 nt
Organism: Monodelphis domestica (gray short-tailed opossum)
Lineage: Eukaryota; Metazoa; Chordata; Mammalia; Didelphimorphia; Didelphidae
Source: RefSeq, a predicted model, not a curated record
AUGGGAUUUAGAGACCUGAGGGAAAAGGAGCCAACUCAGGCUAAGAGGAGGGCUUCCUGUGCAAAGUCCCUGGAUCUCAGGCUAGUGAGUGAUGACUAUGACUGUGCUGGAUGGUUGGAGGUUUUCCACAAUGGGACGUGGGGCAGUGUGUGCUCCAAUCUCAUGGACAUCAACACCAUCUCAGUCAUCUGCAGACACCUGAGUUGUGGAAACAAGGGGUAUCUUGAUUUCCAUUCUAACCACAGAAAUUUGCCUAUCAAGUGGGUAGAUAAAAUCAACUGCCAAGGCCAGGAGCCCUCCCUUUGGCAUUGUCCUUCUCAGCCUUGGAAUCAGGCUUCUUGCUUUGAGGAUCAAGAAGCCUAUAUCACAUGUGAAGGAAGGAAGGACAGUGACUGUCCAACCUCCAGGCAAUGCACAGAUAAAGACAAACUCCAGCUCAGGGGAGGGGAGACCCCAUGCUCUGGACGAGUGGAGAUCUGGCAUGAUGGCUCCUGGGGGACAGUAUGUGAUGACUCCUGGGAUCUAGCAGAGGCUAAUGUGGUUUGUCAGCAACUGGGCUGUGGUUCUGCUCUGGCUUCCCUAGAAGGGGCUGCAUUUGGCUCAGGAAAUGGGACCAUCUGGCUGGAUGAGGUACAGUGCAGAGGGAAAGAGACUUCUCUAUGGGAUUGUCCUGCAGAACCCUGGGGGCAGAAGGACUGUAAACAUGAUGAGGAUGCUGGUGUGGUGUGCUCUGGUGAGUGUGAGAACCAUAAUGGGCUAAGAACCUUGAAAAGGGAGCCAUUGAUCAGAUGA